UCCUGGUGUACCUCAUGGAGCAUAUGAAAGACAUGCUUCAUUUUGCAACUGCUGACAAUCCAGUAGAUUGGACCAGAUCAGACCAAGAGCUUGUUCUUAGCGAUAUUGCUGACUUUCAUGCAAUGCAUUACGGUAAAGAAGAGGAGCUACUGAGCAAGAAGUGGAUUGAUGCUCACUACCCGGACGACAUGGUGGAGAAGUAUGAUCUAUGGAGUGCAUUGUUGAGGCACAACCAGCGUGAACAUCCACACAUCUGGAAUCAUGAUGUUUGUACACUGGCACAGGAUAUCAUUGACCACAUUGGACCAAUCUGGCAAGCGUUUGAGGCUUCCACACGUACAUUGGUCCACAAUGAUUUCAACACACGUAACCUCUGUAUACGCCCUGCAUCACAAAGUGUGGAUGGAAAACGUCAUCUCUGCUGCUACGACUGGGAGUUGGCAACACUCCAUGUACCACAACGUGACGUUGCUGAGUUCUUGGCAUUCGUACUAAACCCUGAUGCUCCUCUCAGUGAGUGGAAGAGUCUUCUAGAGCAUCAUAGGCUGGCACUGGAAACAGCUACUGGAUGUGAUAUUUCACAACAGCAAUAUCAAGAUGUAUUUGACCUAGUCAUGUGUGACCUGCUAGUCAACCGCAUAGCACUGUACGGCAUGGCGCAUACAUUCAAGGACUACGUCUUCUACGGCCGACUAGUAGCCGCAACGAGUGGCUACAUCCGUCAGCGUAUGCAGGAAAGUGACACGUUGGUACAAUUCUUCCGCUCCUGAAUAUGUACCAUCGGGUACAAACACCCGCACAUGUCCCUAUCAACUUAAUCAAGUAUAGCUUGGUAGUGUCUGUGUCCGACGGCUGUUCUAGCAGCCACCAGUCAAGUGUCACAGUGGUCUAUAGCACCAUGCAGCAAUGCCGUAGCACCACGUACACUUAACUGCUCAUGGUAGCUGUGUACAUACUGUGGACGUACUGUGUAGGUUUCUGGUGGAAUCAUCCUGGUUCACUAUGAUAUGCAUUACGAGUUAAAAAUCAUGCGGGUAUGGCAUUGUGCUGUGCAGCUAGCCGUAUACCAUAGUAGCACUGUAGCCGGCACAUAGUGCAUAUGUGGCAUGUACAAUCAUGUAUAUGGAUGGUUAGUGGUACUAUUCAUACUUGUAGUCGUAACACUCUGCAAAUAGCUGAGGCAUAUCCGCUCAACGGCUAACUUACCUGCUAGUGUAAUACAUCUGAUGAUAAACAAUCCCUUUUUUAUUUGGCCUCAUGCAGUAUGGCUUUAUGGUCUUCUACAUACCAAGUAAUAAUAAUAUAGGACAUAGCUAACUAUAAACCUGAAUAGCAAUACUGCAUGUCAAAGUAUACGGCAGUCACUACUCUAGUGACUCACCAGAUAUACUCCCCACUAAACUUGAACUUGAACUGCACGGAUGAUAACUUCGGGCCCUUCUCAGCAGUAACUAGUAAUCUCAACAUCGCCUAAUAGUGUACAUUAUCAAAUACCUAGCAUCACCUAUUCCCUCAGCUAAUAGAAUAAUAUCAUUUUCCUGAUCAGUCUUAUCCACCAAUGUGGACAACCGCAUUGAACUGGCAUAUUACUGUCACUCGGCAUAACGUUAGUAACUGAAUACAGUUGAACAUCCGAUUACGGUGUAUUUCAAA
Molecule: messenger RNA, 1653 nt
Organism: Sycon ciliatum
Lineage: Eukaryota; Metazoa; Porifera; Calcarea; Leucosolenida; Sycettidae
Exons: 4
Coding region: 15-770 (251 amino acids)
Source: RefSeq, a predicted model, not a curated record